AUGUCUCCCAAUAAGCUGCUGAGUAGCGCGCAACUGAGCGAAGCGCGACUCACGCAAGCUCACCUGUCUAGGUUGCGAUUUGAUCCCCCAAAACGAUCGAAAGACGGACGUACAUUAUCACACUUGCCCAAUGAGGUAUUCGCGAUGAUCUUCGAAUACUUGUUGUCGCCGCGGGAUUGUCCUGAAGACGAGGCCAAAGCCGUUUAUGAUAGCCUCAUACCCGUCUGCCGCUUCUUCCGCGCCCUCUUUCUCCCUUUACGCCUCCGUCAUCUUGUUAUACACAGCACGGCCCCUCGACACGUCGACUUCAUCCGCAGUAUCCAGGACUACCCCUUCCCUGCGCACAGUCUUCGUGCCUAUAUAGAGAAGCUCACCUUCCGUGAUUGGCAAACAUCUCCGCACGCGGACACAGGAAGCAACUGGGUCACAUCUGCACUCCUCGCUCGAUACAUUCCGGUCCUGAGCUCCUUCCCCAACCUCCAAGAGUUGGACUUGACCGACGUCACCAUCAGUCGCUCGUUCUUCGACACAGUAGCUUACCUCGGUAAACUCGAGCGGGUCUCCAUAUCGACAUGCGAUUUCUCGGAAUUCGAGGAUGCCGAGGAUCCAUACCCGAUCGAGCCGCCAAGCACACCAUGGACACACUUUCACUUCCGCCACAAUCGUGGCUUCGAAGACUAUAUCGAUGCGAUGGUCGUCCUAAUCUCGUCGCCAUCCGUACAGGCAUUCGAGUCGACGCAUUGGACUCUGACAUUUGCCUUGGCGCAAAAGGCAGAUGUGUCUUUCGACGCUCUGAAUGAGCUUGCGACACAGAUCCCUUGUGCACCAUCGCCGAUACUGAGAGACUUCCUGGCCCGGACACCAUUCAUACGGGCCUUGCGCAUCACCAGCCUCAUCAGGAUUGGCCCGGAUGUGGGCGACCACGUCAUAGCACGUGAAGUCGCUCGGCAACUCGUCGCCGUUCCACAGUCCGCUCUGCCCAAUCUGACCACCGUGCAAUGUCCGGAAAGCUUUUGCAAGGACCUCAUCCGCGGACGCCCUGUGCGUAGUGUUGAUCUCAUGUCGCAGUUCUUGUACGCCAAUGGGGAUCUGUUUCACUAUGAGCCGGAGAGGUUCGUGUUACAGGCACCCGACCCCGACCUGAGCCAUUCCGCGGUACCCGUACAGCACCUCGCCUUCGGCUCGCUGUCCUUCGACAAUCUGGUCCGUGGCUCUUAUUUCGCGGACGUGCUUCUUGAAAGCUUGACAAUCUAUGUCGGAAGCCGAUCCUUGAGAUUCCCCCAAGAGACUCUGAGAUCAGAGUCAGAACUACCGGCGGCGGCAAACACGACAGUGAAGAGUAUCAAGCUUGUCGUCCGCGGGUACGGCUUGGAUUACGACUUCGACCGCGUCCAGUGCUUCCUAGGCGAACAAGCGAGACUAUGCCGCUGGUUCUCCCGCGCCUUCACCGCCGCGCGCGAGAUAUCCUUCUACAAGGACAUCUCAUGGGUUCUUGACCCAGAUGUCGGGGAAUGGAAGCCAGACAUCGCGCAGUCUGAUCGAGUAAAGCGCGCUCUGCAAGAGGUCAAGGACAAGAUCCCAGUCGGAAGGCACGCCUCGCAGAUGCACCUGCAUACGAUAUUUCCUGGACAGUUGCACGGGGACUGGCAGAAUCUCAAGGGAGCUUACGAGUACGAUGGUGUGACGAGUGCUCAUCCGGAGCCCGAGCCAGGCGAAGAGGAGAAUGUCAUGUCGCAUGCGGAGCUCCUGCGAGCACUGCAGUGGGCAACGUGA
Molecule: messenger RNA, 1773 nt
Organism: Peniophora sp. CBMAI 1063
Lineage: Eukaryota; Fungi; Basidiomycota; Agaricomycetes; Russulales; Peniophoraceae
Source: the annotation of a GenBank genome assembly